This is a messenger RNA of Molossus molossus (Pallas's mastiff bat), 1864 nucleotides long. It is a transcript of the gene DAZAP1, whose product is annotated as DAZ associated protein 1. The coding region runs from base 350 to 1618 and encodes 422 amino acids. Lineage: Eukaryota; Metazoa; Chordata; Mammalia; Chiroptera; Molossidae. Gene Ontology annotation, molecular function: poly(U) RNA binding; poly(G) binding; mRNA 3'-UTR binding. Gene Ontology annotation, cellular component: cytoplasm. The transcript is spliced from 13 exons. Gene Ontology annotation, biological process: spermatogenesis; positive regulation of mRNA splicing, via spliceosome. The record is from RefSeq and is a predicted model, not a curated record.
AUAGCCCAGGCCACCCUGGGUAGGGGAAUGUGGGCUAGGGCUCCAGUACUGGGUCUGGAGCUCUGGGGACCUUCCUUUUUUUUAAAAUCCUUACCCGAGGCUAUUUUUCCAUUUACCUUCAGAUGGAGGAUGAGGGUGGGGGGCAUCAAUGUGAGAAAGGCAUAUUGAUUGAUUCCCUCCCCAACGACCCUGACCAGGGCCAGGGACCAAACCACAGCUGAGUGAAGUACGUGCCCUUGACUGGAAUCAAACAUGCGACUCCUUGUUCCGCGGGCCUACGCUCCAACUGCUAAGCCAAACUGGCCAGGGUGCUCUGGGGACCUUUCUAAUGAUUUGUGGGUCUUAGCACAUGACCACAUGGAAGCUCUUUGUGGGCGGACUUGACUGGAGCACCACUCAAGAGACUCUUCGCAGCUACUUCUCCCAGUAUGGAGAGGUUGUGGACUGCGUGAUCAUGAAAGAUAAGACAACCAACCAGUCUCGAGGCUUCGGGUUUGUCAAGUUUAAAGACCCCAACUGUGUGGGCACAGUACUGGCCAGCAGACCACAUACACUGGAUGGUCGAAAUAUCGACCCAAAGCCAUGUACACCUCGGGGGAUGCAGCCAGAGAGGACACGGCCAAAAGAAGGCUGGCAGAAAGGACCCAGGAGUGAUAACAGUAAAUCAAAUAAAAUAUUUGUUGGUGGAAUUCCUCACAAUUGUGGUGAGACAGAGCUCAGGGAAUACUUCAAGAAAUUCGGAGUGGUCACAGAAGUGGUCAUGAUCUACGACGCAGAAAAGCAGAGGCCUCGAGGUUUUGGAUUUAUUACUUUCGAGGACGAACAAUCAGUGGACCAGGCUGUCAACAUGCAUUUUCACGACAUCAUGGGCAAAAAAGUGGAGGUUAAACGGGCUGAGCCUCGUGACAGCAAAAGCCAAGUGCCUGGACAGCCAGGGGCCAGCCAGUGGGGGAGCCGAGUUGUGCCCAGUGCUGCCAACGGCUGGGCAGGCCAGCCCCCACCCACGUGGCAGCAAGGAUAUGGCCCACAAGGAAUGUGGGUGCCAGCAGGACAGGCAAUUGGUGGCUACGGACCACCCCCCGCGGGAAGAGGAGCUCCCCCUCCACCCCCGCCGUUCACCUCUUACAUUGUGUCCACCCCUCCUGGAGGGUUCCCCCCUCCACAGGGCUUCCCACAGGGCUAUGGCGCACCCCCACAAUUCAGUUUUGGCUACGGGCCUCCACCUCCACCGCCAGAUCAGUUUGCACCACCGGGGGUCCCCCCUCCACCUGCCACUCCUGGGGCAGCACCUCUGGCCUUUCCGCCGCCUCCAUCUCAGGCUGCCCCAGAUAUGAACAAGCCCCCAACGGCACAGCCAGACUUCCCCUACAGUCAGUAUGGGCUGUGGUCACUGAGCACGUGGGUUCUCGACCCUGCCUGGAACAGGACGUGUUGGCGGCAGACAUGUUAUGGACAGGACUUGGCCGGCUUUGGGCAGGGUUUCUCAGACCCCAGCCAGCAGCCGCCCUCCUAUGGGGGCCCCUCGGUGCCAGGCUCCGGGGGCCCCCCUGCUGGUGGAAGUGGCUUCGGACGAGGUCAGAACCACAACGUGCAAGGAUUCCACCCCUACCGACGCUAGCUAUCUGGUGCCACGCAGACAGCUAGAUGGCCGAAACCCAGGAUUUGAAACUUGUGAACUCGUGACAAUCACAAACUUGGCAGAAAAAUCGCGAUUCAACCUUGGGGGGAGGGGCAGACGUGAGGCUUCUAGAGGUGGCUGUGGGUGUCUGGACUGAAGUUUUUAAAUAUAUUUCUUUCUCUAACCCAUCAGCACAAUAAAAAAAAAAAAAGUCACUGGUUCAACAACAGGGUUUUAAAAAAAUGU